CACCACAUCUAGUGAUGUGGAGUAUGUUUUUGCUGUGGGUGGGGCUUGUGCACUUUGCCAUCGCUCACACCGACUCCCUUACCUGGCUUAACUACCUGCGCGGUCGAGCCUACAGCUACAGCCCAAACCAUGGCAACUACUACGCAUCCCUUCACACACAAGAUGACUCUGAAGCACUAGACUGCCCCCUGGAAUGCGAAUGCCCUCCUGCCUACCCUAACGCCAUGUACUGCAACAACCGCAACCUCCAGCAUGUGCCCUUUGUGCCCUCACGCAUGAAGUACGUGUACCUCCAAAACAACCGGAUCACCGGAAUCACUGAUGGGGUUUUUGACAAUGCCACUGAGCUUGUCUGGAUCAUCCUGCAUAUGAACCAGCUGAGAUCUGACAAAAUCAGCAGCAAGGUCUUUGCCAAGCUGUCCAAACUGGAGCGCCUGUUCUUGCAGCACAACAAACUUGAGCACAUCCCAGAAGGACUACCUCAUGGCAUUCAGGACCUGCACUUGGACCACAAUGCCAUCACUUCCGUGCCUCCUGGGUUCUUGCGUGGAAUGAACGAUCUAAAAGCUUUGCAUUUCCAUUAUAAUGCCAUUCAGGAGCUCGGCGACGCUGUAGAGUCACUGGCCUCACUCAGCUUUCUGGAUUUACGUGGGAAUCAGUUAUCAGAGAUUCCCAAGAACCUUCCACCCAAGCUGAGUCAGCUGUACCUCGACCACAACCACAUCUCUUCUGUCCCCGUGGACUUCGUGAAGAAGCGGCCUGAGCUGCGCUUUAUGCGCCUCUCACACAAUCGGCUCACAGACGCUGGAAUCCCACCCAAUACUUUUAAUGUGAGCACGCUCAUGGAACUGGACCUGUCCUACAACAAGUUGGAAAAGAUUCCAACCGUCAGCACACGUCUGCAGGUCCUCUACCUUCAGGCCAAUUGCAUCAAAGAGUUCUCAGUCAGCAGUUUCUGUCGAGUUAUAAACAUGGCCAACUACUCAAACCUGCGUGUUCUGCGGCUGGAAGCGAACAAGAUCAACCCUCACGAUGUGCCCCCUGAGGCUCUGCUCUGCCUGCGCAAAGCCACAAGCAUCAACCUAUAGGCCUGAAAUGAGACACUAUGCUGACAUCAACACCUGAACAAUAUAACCAAACUAGUCAACAUUUUACUUUAAGACCAGAGCUAAAGUUAAAAGCUAAAGUAACCGCCAUACGUCAUUUUAAAUAAAGUUGAGUAAAAUAUACUCAUUGGAAUUUACUAGAACAGUCAUAUUUGAACAAACUUUAACACAUUUACUGGAUAGUCAUGUGAAAGUCCACACAGCGGGAUGAACUUUGAUAUACUCGGUUUCUUUUCUUGCUCAACACAUUUCUGCAUUCAAGGAAGUGAGACCUGUGUUACACUUUGGUGAUCAUGGGAUGAUAUGACGUAAUGCCGGUUUUACAAAAAGCACCAGCGAGUUGUACAGCAUUUAGUGCUCUGCUCAAAUAUUAACUUUGGCUCUUGAAUAAACAAUGAAACUUGAAUCAUUUUGUUCGCCAUCACGUCUUACAUUUCAUUGUGCAAUCCCUUUGUCUUUCGUCUCAAAAUAGAACAGAAUCAACUCAAAACAAUGCAACUUUGUGAGGUAAAGGGAUUAUGGGUCUUGCUUCAGCUUUCUCGAGUUGAUGUAAUACAGAUUCAGUUAAAUGACCGUUCAUCUAAAUAAUGUGUGCAUCGAUCUUGCCAACAUUUAUUUACUUUUUUUUUCCUCUUCCAAAAAACACAAACACAUGGGCAGUUUCCAAAUGAACCUGUUGAGAAACACUUGUACUCGCAUCAUUCAUCAAUCAAGAAACUCAAAUCUCAA
Ictalurus furcatus (blue catfish) is the source of this 1835-nucleotide messenger RNA. It is a transcript of the gene fmodb, whose product is annotated as fibromodulin b. The transcript is spliced from 3 exons. NCBI's taxonomy places the organism in Eukaryota, Metazoa, Chordata, Actinopteri, Siluriformes, Ictaluridae. The coding region runs from base 15 to 1088 and encodes 357 amino acids. The record is from RefSeq and is a predicted model, not a curated record. Gene Ontology annotation, molecular function: protein binding.